Capra hircus (goat) is the source of this 3851-nucleotide messenger RNA. RefSeq names its product calcium voltage-gated channel auxiliary subunit beta 3 (gene CACNB3). Lineage: Eukaryota; Metazoa; Chordata; Mammalia; Artiodactyla; Bovidae. Gene Ontology annotation, molecular function: protein binding; high voltage-gated calcium channel activity. The transcript is spliced from 13 exons. Bases 1384 to 2805 code for a protein of 473 amino acids. The record is from RefSeq and is a predicted model, not a curated record. Gene Ontology annotation, biological process: neuromuscular junction development; regulation of voltage-gated calcium channel activity; calcium ion transmembrane transport. Gene Ontology annotation, cellular component: voltage-gated calcium channel complex.
CUGUGGGGCUGGAGGGCCCUAGAAGGUUCUUCCCACCCCUGGUUGAGAAGGCUUGGACUGUUACAAGGUAAAGCCUGACUUAGGGAUGGUGUUUGGGGCAGCCUGCUAACCCAUUGCUGGCUCCCCACCCCUCUCUGGUUCCUGGGUUACCCUCCCCCACUUUCCUUUCUCUUGCCUGGCUCCUUGCUCUCCCUGAGGCCCCCUCUGAAGCAGUAGGAGGGAAAUCAGGCUCUAAAUAAAUCCAACGGCUCAUCUCCCUCCUCUCCUUCCCCCGUGCCAGGCAAGAGUAGAGCUGCAGCCUGCCCACACACUCACCAGGCGAGGGGGGCACCACCAGGGCACAGUGCCAACUCCUGGCAGCUCCAAAGCACUGAGCCUCUGGCUGUUCUGGCAUAACAGGGGGUGGGGGAGGCAAGACCCCAGGGUCUGCUUGGUGGGGCAGCCCUGGCCUCCCUGAGUCAUGGGUGAGCUCUGAGGACCUGGGAGAGAUGGAGAGGGAUUGCAUUCUGAGCAUGACUCACGGAACAUUAGGAAGAGACCCUGUCGUUCCCAUCUUAGGCUAAGAGGUCAGGUAACCCAGGUGCCCCAGGCAGGAACACAACAAUGACUCAGGCUGAGAGCCUGGAGAACAGAGGAAGGGUCAGACUCCUCUCCCAUCUAGGAAGCAUCUGGCAUGUACUUACCAACGCAGGUGGUCAUCCUGCCUCACCUGCCCCCUCGCCUGCUGGCCCCUGUUCACUUCAGACAGCUGUUUCCCACAGAGGCAUCUCCUGUGCCCCAGGCCCCUGGGAUGAGAUCCCCAACUCAGCUGAUAUAGCUAAGGUUCUUCCCGGGGCUCAGCUGCUCUUUAUCCUGCUGCCAAGCCGGCCUUAUUUAGUUCUCAAGGGAGAUGGGAACGUGCUCUGUGAAAUGGAGGCCCUUCCCUCCUCGUGCUGUCUUCAUGCCUUGGGUCUAGCACGGACAUUGUCGUUAGCUUCCACACUAGGACCUGGGCUGCCCGCAGGCUGACCAGCCCUCUUGCCCACGGUGGGCUGGGCAAGCUGUGUGAGUUUGUCUUCCUCACCCAGAAUCAGGCCUCCGCUGCCUUCUGUGGUGGUCAUGCACAGUGGGUCUGAAGGAAUGUUCCUCAGCCUGAGAACAUUCUACUACACACGCACACACGUGUACAUCCCUACACGGUCCCUUUAUCUAGGCUCCUGCCUGAUCUCUGCCCCCUGGACCUCAGAACUGAUGCAUGUAUCACUUUAGGCUUCUGCUCAUAAAGAGGGGAAACUGAAGCAGGAAACCAAAGACUCCCUUCUCCCUAGACUGGGCGGGGAAACCCAGACAUUCUGACUUCUUCCCUCCUGCCCUGAGGUCCAGCUUCCCUUGUUCAUCAACCUCAUGGCCUUGAAGGGUUCAGCCGACUCCUAUACCAGCCGCCCAUCUCUGGACUCAGACGUCUCCCUGGAGGAGGACCGGGAGAGUGCCCGGCGUGAAGUGGAGAGCCAGGCUCAGCAGCAGCUGGAAAGGGCCAAGCACAAACCUGUGGCAUUUGCUGUGAGGACCAAUGUCAGCUACUGUGGCGUACUGGAUGAGGAGUGUCCAGUCCAGGGCUCUGGAGUCAACUUUGAGGCCAAAGACUUUCUGCACAUUAAAGAGAAAUACAGCAAUGACUGGUGGAUCGGGCGGCUAGUGAAAGAGGGCGGAGACAUCGCCUUCAUCCCCAGCCCCCAGCGCCUCGAGAGCAUCCGGCUCAAGCAGGAGCAGAAGGCCAGGAGAUCUGGGAACCCAUCCAGCCUGAGUGACAUUGGCAGCCGACGCUCCCCUCCUCCAUCUCUAGCCAAGCAGAAGCAAAAGCAGGCGGAACAUAUUCCUCCAUAUGACGUGGUACCCUCCAUGCGGCCUGUGGUGCUGGUGGGACCCUCUCUGAAAGGUUAUGAGGUCACAGACAUGAUGCAGAAGGCGCUCUUCGACUUCCUCAAACAUAGGUUUGAUGGCAGGAUCUCCAUCACCCGAGUCACCGCAGACCUCUCACUGGCAAAGCGAUCCGUGCUCAACAAUCCUGGCAAGAGGACCAUCAUCGAGCGCUCUUCUGCCCGCUCCAGCAUUGCUGAAGUACAGAGUGAGAUUGAGCGCAUAUUCGAGCUGGCCAAAUCCCUGCAGCUAGUAGUGUUGGACGCCGACACCAUCAACCACCCGGCACAGCUGGCCAAGACCUCACUGGCCCCCAUCAUCGUCUUUGUCAAAGUGUCCUCACCGAAGGUACUCCAGCGUCUCAUCCGCUCCCGGGGGAAGUCGCAGAUGAAGCACCUUACUGUGCAGAUGAUGGCAUAUGAUAAACUGGUCCAGUGCCCACCUGAGUCAUUUGAUGUGAUUCUGGAUGAAAACCAGCUGGAAGACGCCUGUGAGCACCUAGCUGAGUACCUGGAGGUUUACUGGAGGGCAACCCACCACCCAGCCCCCGGCCCUGGGCUUCUGGGCCCUCCCAGUGCCAUCCCCGGACUUCAGAACCAGCAGCUGCUAGGGGAGCGUGGCGAGGAGCACUCGCCCCUGGAGCGGGACAGCCUGAUGCCCUCAGAUGAGGCCAGCGAGAGCUCCCGCCAAGCCUGGACGGGCUCUUCACAGCGCAGCUCCCGCCACCUGGAGGAGGACUAUGCGGAUGCCUAUCAUGACCUGUACCAGCCUCACCGCCAGCACACCUCGGGGCUGCCUAGUGCCAACGGGCACGACCCCCAAGACCGCCUCCUGGCCCAGGACUCGGAGCACAACCACAAUGAGCGGAACUGGCAACGCAACCGGCCCUGGCCCAAGGAUAGCUACUGACACAGCCUCCUGCCACCCUGCCCCGGCAGGCACAGGCAUAGGCUGGCUGGGGCCCCUGUUCCAGGCAGGUCGGAGUUAGACUGGCAUGAGGCUGGCACUAGGCUCAGCCCCCGAACCCCCCCGCCCAGCCCCAGCUCCAGGCCUGCCUGCAGUCCCGAGGUUCUGGGAGAAGAGCAGGGGGCCCCCUCACCUCCUGGGCACAGUGACCCCCCCCUAGGCUGCCAUUCCAGGAAAUAGCUGUGUGUGCUGCACCCUGGCACCUUUCCUUCCUCCCGCACAAGAAACUGCCCCACUGGGCAGUGCCCUCAGGCCAGGACCCCCUUAGCAGGGGCCUUCCCACCAGACUCAGGGAAGGAAUGCCACCCAAAGAGACAAGAGGGUGGGGCAUGGGCAGCAUGGCAUGAGGGAGAAACAAGGUCCCUGAGCAGGUGCAGUCCUGUCCUAACCUGAGGGACUCAGGGGUCGUGCUUUGGGGUCCGAGGGCCUCUACUCACCUCACUGCCACACGUGAGAGAUGAGACAGUUGAAGCCCAGCAGGGUGGCACUCCUGGCAUCAGCUGGGGUGGGGCAUCCACACAAAGGCUGGAGCACGGGCAGCUGGGCCAGGGCCAGCUGAAGCUCCAGCAGGGAAGGGCUCUGCCCACCUGCCAGGAAGCAUCUUAACAUCUGAAGGGACCAGGGACUAGGAACAUUGUGGGCUGGGGGCUGGGGGAGGGAGGGCAAGUGUAGCAGAGAAUAUAUGGACGGCUUGCUCCGGGCACCUCCUUGCCCCACUCAUUCUUUCGCUCUUGCAUCCUAUCUUUUCUGUUCUUGGCCUUCAUGCCUCCCACGCCCAUGGGAUAUGGGCCUCAGACUUUAUUCCCUGAUCCAUAGCUGCUGCUCGUAAGUUAGGAUUAGAGGGGGAGAUAGGACCCAGCGGACAGCCCCCAGAGGCCCUGUCAGCCUGGCUACCCUUGUCUUAAGGCUCUAGUGUGUGACCUACAGAGCAUGCUCCACAAGACCCUGCCCCACCUCACUGUCAUCACUAAUAAACACCAUGCGCAGAC